Molecule: messenger RNA, 2149 nt
Organism: Solea senegalensis (Senegalese sole)
Lineage: Eukaryota; Metazoa; Chordata; Actinopteri; Pleuronectiformes; Soleidae
Gene: serinc1
Product: serine incorporator 1
Exons: 10
Coding region: 86-1465 (459 amino acids)
Cellular component (GO): membrane
Source: RefSeq, a predicted model, not a curated record
AAGAGGAAGAAAAGCGAAGCGUCCUCCAUCUUCUAGGACAACAGUCAGACCGAACGAACGGAGAUUAAGACAAACAUCAGCGAUCAUGGGAGCUGUUCUGGGACUGUGCUCCAUGGCGAGCUGGAUCCCGUGUCUGUGCGGCAGCGCCCCCUGCCUGCUGUGUCGCUGCUGCCCCAGUGGGAAUAAUUCCACAGUGACUCGUCUCAUCUACGCCUUCUUCCUGCUGCUGGGAGUGGGAAUAGCUUGCAUCAUGCUGAUGCCUGGUAUGGAGGGUCAUCUCAAGAAGAUUCCAGGUUUCUGUGAAGGAGGCGUGGGAUCGUCUAUUCCUGGUGUGGAGGGUCAUGUGAACUGCGAUGUGCUGGUGGGGUACAAGGCUGUUUAUCGUGUCUGCUUUGGCAUGGCCAUGUUCUUCCUGCUCUUCUCCCUGCUCAUGAUCAAAGUCAGGAGCAGCCAGGACCCCAGAGCCACAUUGCACAAUGGGUUCUGGUUCUUUAAGUUCGCUGCAGCUGCUGCCAUCACCAUUGGAUCUUUUUUCAUCUCAGAAGGUCCCUUCACCACUGUGUGGUUCUACAUGGGCAUGGCUGGAGCCUUCUGCUUCAUCCUCAUCCAACUGGUUCUUCUCAUCGACUUUGCACAUUCCUGGAAUGAGUCUUGGGUGGAAAAGAUGGAGGAGGGCAACUCUCGCUGCUGGUAUGCAGCUCUGCUGUCAGUCACUGCUGUGAACUACCUGCUGUCCCUGGUGUCUCUGGUCAUGUUCUACAUCUACUACACUCACUCUGAUGGCUGCACCGAGAACAAGGUCUUCAUUAGCAUCAACAUGCUGCUCUGCAUUUCAGCCUCCAUCAUGUCCAUCCUGCCUCAGAUCCAGGAGUCUCAGCCGAGGUCUGGUCUGUUGCAGUCCUCGCUCGUCACGCUCUACACCAUGUAUCUGACCUGGUCGGCCAUGACUAAUGAGCCUGACAGGAAAUGUAACCCGAGCCUUCUGGGUAUUAUUGGGCUGAACAGUACCAGACCUGCAGGUCAGGACCAGGUGGUACAGUGGUGGGAUGCCCAGGGCAUUGUGGGAUUGAUCCUUUUCCUAAUGUGUGUCCUGUACUCCAGUAUCCGUAACUCCUCCAACACUCAGGUGAACAAACUGACUCUGACCACUGAUGAGUCAGCUCUGAUUGAGGACGGGCCACAGAGCGACAGCUUUGAGGAGAGCGGAGGCCUCAACAGAGCUGUGGACAAUGAGAAGGAUGGAGUUACCUACUCCUACUCCUUCUUCCACUUUAUGCUCUUCCUGGCUUCACUCUACAUCAUGAUGACGCUCACAAACUGGUACAGCCCCGACUCCAACUAUGAGGCUAUGACCAGCAAGUGGCCGUCAGUGUGGGUGAAGAUUUCGUCCAGCUGGAUCUGCAUCGCCCUCUAUGUGUGGACUCUGGUGGCUCCACUGGUCCUAGUCAACAGAGACUUUGACUGAAACACACACACACUGUCCCACUGCUCAUAUGCACACUUAUGCUCUGUUUUCGCUCAUGUCUAGUUUCACUAGAACAGUAGGUAGCUAAGCGUGUGUCAGUGUGCCACAACUCUGUCCCAUCCAGGGUACUGUCAGUGUUGUAGUGCACCCUACUGCUGUUGUAAAUAAUUCCUCCUGUGUUCCUUUGCUUUCUAAAUUCCCACAGCUGCAUGUGUUUCCUUGAAAACUUGAUGUGACUUUAACGUUAGCUUCUACGAGCAGCAGCAGGAGGAAGGUGUUUGUUCAGUGCAUGAACAGAGAGCUUGAACUUGUAGUAUUACAUUUCAAAAGUUGUUACAUGUAAAAAAGACAGGAAGAGUGCUGUUGAGAGGAAUGUAUGUGUUUGCAGCUACCAUAGCUCCAUCAGCUGCUCUGUGUUGCAUUGUGUGUGUUUGUGUGGUAUUAUAGUUGUCUGCUGUUGUGUUCGCCAGCACAUACACAACAAACGUGUCAAUUUGCAUUGAAUUUUGACUGAAAGUGAUUUCCCUGUGUUCAGACUUAGCAUGUAGCUCUUCAUAGAGAUUGUGAUUAGACAGUAUAUUUGUUUGAUUGUCUCUUCAUGUGCUUUUAUCCUUCUAUGAUUUUACUCUUGAUAUGAAAAAGUAUGUUGUAACUGGGUUAAUAAAACAGAUGAAAACAAUCUUA